Ziziphus jujuba (common jujube) is the source of this 1026-nucleotide messenger RNA. RefSeq lists its product as uncharacterized. NCBI's taxonomy places the organism in Eukaryota, Viridiplantae, Streptophyta, Magnoliopsida, Rosales, Rhamnaceae. The transcript has 5 exons. Bases 1 to 1026 code for a protein of 341 amino acids. The record is from RefSeq and is a predicted model, not a curated record.
AUGAGGAGGAUAUACAACAUGAGAACAUCUUCCACUCUAGAUGCAAAAUCCAAGACAAGGUUACAAUGGUUGAAUGAAAGUGGUGAUGUAAAGGUGACUAAACAAGUUAGGGUUACUUUUACUAUCAAGAAAGACAUUGAUGAUGUUUUGUGUGAUGUAGUUCCUAUGGAAGCUGGACACUUGUUAUUAGGCCGUCCUUGGCAAUAUGACAAGGAUACUUUGCAUCAUGGUCGAACUAACAAGUAUGAGUUUAAUUCUAAAGGUAAAAGAGUUGUACUUGCACCAUUAUCUCCUAAACAGGUACUGGAAGAUCAAAUAGCCUUACAAAAGUCAAUGGGAAAGCAAAAUACAAGAGAGGCCGAGUUGCAUUCCAAGAAAUUGAGUGUCAAACUCAUAGGAGAAAAUAACCCUAAUGAUCAUGUUUUGCCUAGUUCUAUUAUAUCUCUUUUGCAAGAAUAUGAAGAUGUAUUUCUAGAAGAGAUUCCUAAAGGAUUACCUUCAUUAAGAGGAAUUGAACGUCAAAUAUAUAUCAUUCCUGGAGCUUCAAUUCCCAACAAACCUGCAGAUAGGACCAAUCCAGAGGAAAGAAAGGAAUUACAAUGUCAGGGAAGUGAACUUCUUUAUAAAGGCUAUGUUAGAGAAAGUAUGAGCCCUUGUGCUAUGCCUGUGUUAUUGGUGUCUAAAAAAGAUGGAACAUGGAGAAUUUAUGUUGAUUAUAGGGCCAUUAAUAACAUAAAGAUUAAGUGUAGACAUCCAAUACCUACGUUAGAUGAUAUGCUUGAUGAAUUGCAUGGUCUUGUAGAUACUACAAAUGAUGAUGGUGGUGUUGAGGAUUCUAGUGAACCAGGGGGUUCAUCGGCAGGUGAUAAAGAGGAUGAUAUGGUUGCUGAUGAGUUUGUUUUAGUUAGAGAUAAGUAUCAUGCUACGAAAGAUGUUGUUCCUAUCUCUAAUGAAGCAGCUCAAUUGGAGCUUGUUUCCAUUGCUAAUGACCCAACAAUGACUGAACACAAAGAUGUUGGUCCAUAG